GGUGUGGAUAAAGAGAGGGUUUAUGAAAUUACGGAUUUAAAUUAUUGUUAGCAUAUAUUGACAGCGAAUGUGGAAAUCUCUUCGACAAAUUCCAUGGAGAUAACAAAACAAGACCCAUUGACAAAUGAUAGUAGACCCUCCACGUAUUUUUGAGGGAUUUAUUACCUUAUCCAGCAAAUGUGGAAAGCUCUGUAAUUUGGUAUUAAUUUAUCAUAGGGCAUUUUGAGAUGAGCUUUAUGAUAUGUGUAUAUAUGUGGGUGUGUUGCAUGGAUGUAUAUAUGAGCGAAGGAGGUGAGGUUUUGAUUGAUGAAGGAGAAGGGAAUGGAGAAAGUGUCUGUUAGUUGUGGAUGUGAUUAAGAGGAGUUGUUAGUCUCUGUCUUACCCCUGAAAUCUCUCUUUUGUUCACCGCAUUUUUCUCAUCAUCUCCAUGUUUCCCCCAAAAAUAAGGAUCUCUCCUUCUUACCUACUCUGCCAUUUUCUCUCCUUUUCUCUUUCUUUCUUUUACUCAUUUCUUUUCCUUUUCUAUCAGGCCUCUCUCUCUUUCUCUCAACCACAAUAUGGCAAACUCGGCAUCUGGAAUGGCAGUACGAGAUGAAUGUAAGCUGAAGUUUUUAGAGCUAAAAGCAAAGAGAAACUAUCGGUUCAUCAUUUUCAGGAUUGAAGGACAACAAGUGGUGGUUGAUAAACUUGGAAGCCCUGAAGAAACCUACGAGGAUUUCGCUGCUUCUCUCCCUCCCAACGAAUGUCGUUAUGCUGUUUAUGAUUUUGAUUUCAUUACCGACGAGAAUUGUCAGAAAAGCAAAAUCUUCUUCAUUGCCUGGUCUCCUGAUACAUCAAAGGUAAGAAUGAAGAUGGUGUAUGCAAGCUCCAAGGAUAGAUUCAAGAGAGAAUUAGACGGGAUUCAAGUCGAGUUGCAAGCAACUGACCCUAGCGAAAUGAGCCUUGACAUUGUAAAAGGUCGAGCUCUUUAAAUGUCGCCAAUCUUCAUCGACAUUAAGCAAGAGCCUUUCUUAUCAAUCAUUCACAUUUUCUCAGAAAUCUUUCUUUGUAACUUGUCUCUUCUUUCUCUGAUCUUUUUGUUUCUCUUCUUUUUUCUUCGGUUGCAUUGACUUGAUUUAUACUUAACCAUAUAGUUUAAUGUAAUAUAUUAUGCAAUUCUUUUUUGAACA
Molecule: messenger RNA, 1169 nt
Organism: Carica papaya (papaya)
Lineage: Eukaryota; Viridiplantae; Streptophyta; Magnoliopsida; Brassicales; Caricaceae
Source: RefSeq, a predicted model, not a curated record